This is a messenger RNA of Echinostoma caproni, 732 nucleotides long. The record is from the annotation of a GenBank genome assembly. Lineage: Eukaryota; Metazoa; Platyhelminthes; Trematoda; Plagiorchiida; Echinostomatidae.
AUGGAAACCGGUAACCUAAGCCCCGCUCGGGAGAGCAGAGCUGUAUGCUACCGAGCGCGUCUCCAGGUCGCGGAUAGGGGAACGGCCGUCAUCUCACGGCUAACCGUGAAUAAGGUGGCUCUCCGAAUAAGCGGUCGCGGACAAUCAGCGGCAGCACUCGAGGAUGUGCCCUACCCCAUCCCACCUCCACCUCCUUUCUCGGGAUCUUCAGACGAUCGUGCAAACACUAGUGCUUUAGAUGGAAACUCUGCCGCUGUUCCAUCAUGUCCUACCUCGACUACUGUCCAAAUCUCACCGAAUCCUCCCCCAGCUGAAGCCUUACUUCGCUCUCGAUGUUCAUUCAAACUAGCCACACUUAAUGUGUGCACUCUGCUGCGUAUAGAACAAAAGGCCGAUUUAGCUCGUGCGCUCGAGACCCUAGCCAUCGAUGUGUGUUGUAUCCAAGAGACUCGCAUUCAAGACUCCGGCUCUAUUAUCCGAUUGACGUCCCCAUCAAACCCAUCAGUGAAGUUUUACUUACGCCUCAAUGGGGACCCUGAGGCUGCAGCUUCCGGUCUUGCGGGCGUUUGUGUGGCUCUCAGUGAGAGAGCUGAAGCCGCACUCCUGGACUGGUUCCCAGUCGACAGUAGGAAAGCCUUAGGUGUGAGUGAAACGAUCUGCGAAGCUGAGGGUUCGCCCAUUCACAAUCAACAGCAACGUCUUGCGCGCUGGGCGGAGCACUUCAAAGCAUAG